AUGGACACGAAGCCCUCAAUAAAUAUAUAUAGCAAUGCUGGACUCAUCGAAUCCAUUCAAAAAUGGCUCCAUGAUCAGGAAGCAGAACUCGAAAAGACCCAUCAUCGUGCAACACCGGAAUGGGACGAAGCAGUUCGAAGUCUUCACGAACGAUGUGUCGUAGUCAAUGGAUUCCGCUGGUCGGGCCUAAUUCGAAAACGUUUCCAAAUGCCCAUUAAUCUCCAAAGAACCAUCAUUGUUGUCAUGCGGCGACACAGUCUCGUAGAGAAAGGACGGAGACACCAUCGUGAGAAGAUGGAGCAGCUCUACGAGGAGCUGAAAAUCGGACAAUUUUCAGACCCAAAGAUACAUCUCAAUUUCAUUAGUCUCUGUCGGAACAAAGUCGACGAUUUCAUACAGGGGAGAUCGAAAACAUUGAAAGCUCAUGGGUUGGUUCGCUGCGAGGGAGAUCAUGUAGAAUGAGAUAGUUCGACAAGAGAGUGGUUGGAGCCAGAUUGGGAUGGAGCAUACCUCCAAAACAGCCCAAGCCUUAAUUUUCGGAUAGGGCAGCAUGCCCGACUUUUCGAGGAAGUUCCCGUCGAGAGUAAAGAGCAUCUGUUGUCGCAAUUCUUCCAUAAUUUGCUCAAACACCAGCAAAGUAGUCUGCUCAUGCGAUGUUUUGCAACCUUGAGUACCAGUCAGCAAGAAGCAGUAUUUGCCAGGUGGUACAAUGAGACUCCUGAGGUAUAUUUUUGACCAACAGAGGACUGGAAGGGGGUUUUCUUCGGUGAUCCGCAGGGAGAGAAGCAAUCUUUCUCAUCCCAUGUCUAUAAAGAACCACAGGCGCUCCAGAUAGGAGAUGAGGUUCCAGACGACAGGAUGCGUCCUGGUGCCGAUGGAACAGUCAUGUCUUCCAGCAAUUCAGCUGUGUCCCUGGAUGAGGUGCUUCACGAUGACGAGGUUCCAGUAAUUGACAGCUCUGUUGUGGAAUGGGAUGCGUGGAUCGCAUAA
Hymenoscyphus albidus is the source of this 990-nucleotide messenger RNA. The record is from the annotation of a GenBank genome assembly. NCBI's taxonomy places the organism in Eukaryota, Fungi, Ascomycota, Leotiomycetes, Helotiales, Helotiaceae.